ACCAUAGAUGUCAAAGGCUGAAGCUGCUCCCUUUGCCACAUUAUAACUAGUAGAGGAUCCUCAUCGACCAUGGCCACAGCUGCCUCGAAUCCCUACAGCAUUCUCAGUUCCAGCUCCCUUGUCCAUGCGGACUCUGCGGGCAUGCAGCAGGGAAGUCCUUUCCGCAAUCCUCAGAAACUUCUCCAAAGUGACUACUUGCAGGGAGUUCCCAGCAAUGGGCAUCCCCUCGGGCAUCACUGGGUGACCAGUCUGAGCGACGGGGGCCCGUGGUCCUCUACACUGGCCACCAGCCCCCUGGACCAGCCGGACGUGAAGCCGGGACGCGAAGAUCUGCAACUGGGAGCAAUCAUCCAUCACCGCUCGCCACAUGUAGCCCACCACUCGCCCCAUACUAACCAUCCGAAUGCCUGGGGAGCGAGUCCAGCUCCAAACUCGUCCAUCACGUCUAGCGGUCAACCCCUCAACGUGUACUCGCAGCCAGGAUUCACGGUGAGCGGUAUGCUGGAGCACGGGGGACUCACUCCACCACCAGCUGCUGCCUCCACACAGAGCCUGCAUCCAGUGCUCCGGGAGCCUCCAGACCAUGGUGAGCUGGGCUCGCACCACUGCCAAGACCACUCGGAUGAGGAGACUCCAACCUCUGAUGAGUUGGAACAGUUCGCCAAACAAUUCAAACAAAGAAGAAUCAAGUUGGGUUUCACGCAAGCCGACGUGGGGCUGGCACUGGGCACACUGUAUGGCAACGUGUUCUCGCAGACCACCAUCUGCAGGUUCGAGGCCUUGCAACUGAGCUUCAAGAAUAUGUGCAAGCUGAAACCCCUGCUCAAUAAGUGGCUGGAGGAGGCCGAUUCAUCCACGGGAAGCCCUACCAGUAUUGACAAGAUCGCCGCUCAGGGCCGCAAGCGCAAGAAGCGAACCUCCAUCGAGGUGAGUGUCAAGGGCGUACUGGAAACGCAUUUCCUCAAGUGUCCCAAGCCUGCAGCGCAGGAGAUCUCCUCGCUGGCAGACAGCCUCCAGUUGGAGAAAGAAGUGGUGCGUGUCUGGUUCUGUAAUAGAAGACAAAAAGAAAAAAGAAUGACUCCGCCUGGGGAUCAGCAGCCACACGAGGUUUAUUCGCACACGGUGAAAACAGAUGCGUCCUGCCACGAUCUCUGACUGGAGGAAGCCAGAAGGUGGUCCGCAGCACUGGGAGCAGUGCGGAUAUCGUUCUCACUCCCUUCCUUCCUUUCAUCACUACAGUCUUUAUUAUUGCUAUCUCUCUAGCUUGCUAGCUCUUUCUUUCUUUCCUCCACAGAGGUUUCUAACUUAUGUUAAGAAAGGAAACACACACACACACACACACACACACACACACACACACACGCACACACGCACGCAUUCAGGAUUCUCAACUCUGAAACACAAUUGUAUUAAGCAGUCCAAGUGGGGACCUCAUAGUCCCCGCUGCCAGGGCAAUUUUUCUCCAACCUUUUCUGCUGAUCAAUACAUAUUGUUUACUCUGAGUAGGAUUUGUUUGGUUGCUCCUCGCUAAAAAAGGGCAAGGAGCUGGGUAACAGGGGUGGGGGCGGGAGAGGGUGGGAAGACAGAUGUGUGCCUAUGAAUAACCUUUCAGCGCCUUGGUUAUAGCAGCUGUAUUUCAGGUGAAAUCUGUUUUACAAUAGACUAGUUUUGCAUUUUUUAAAACUUCUAUAGCGUUUCUAAAUGUCUGCGGUGUUUUACUACAAGCUGUACACAAUAUUUGUGAGAUAAUUUGUAUCUAAUCGACCACUUCACGUUAUUAUUGCUAUUAUUAUUAUUUCUUCAUUCAGCUGAUGGGUUUUUAAUUGCUUAAAAAGGGAGGGGAGGUUGGAAGGAGGAAAGAGAAAAAUGCUCACCUCUUGCACUCCCACACUUUCGAAUCUGCAUGGAGAGAAGAUAUGGUGGAGAAAGUUGAUGUUUCUAUUUUUUUCCCCGGGGACUGAGUGCCUAUGUGGGCAGAACAAGCAAACUGAAUGGGUUUGCAAAGAAGCCUAAAGUAAGAGAGGCUAUUUCGCUGCUUUUUGCCUCCUGUUUUGUGCAACUGUGGAGUCUCUGAAGGCUUCUACAACAUAAAUCCUGGUGCCCCAGAAGGAUUCAGCAGUGGUGCGCAAAGAAUGGUGUUUGAGGAACCAGAAGGAUUCUGAAUUCACCCAGGUCAUAAAUGUCUGUGCCUGAAGUUUCCCACAGGCUGCCAGUAUAGUCAGGUUGACAACCUGCGCUACCCACUUACACUCUCCUAAAUGAAAGACUUUGCCUUCACAAAUGGUGGCUUUCACCUGAGACCGGGACCCAAAGACGCUGGCAACAGAUUGGGCCAGCGCCUCCCAGUUCGCGACUCGCUUUUAGGGUGAGAAACACUCUCAGUAGGGUGGUGAGGGGGUGGGCUAACAGGCACCCUUUGCAUAGUGCGGAGCAACAAUAAAAUGAUUAGCGAAAGCCACGGAAAUUCUGGUCCAGCCGUGUACCACCUCCUCCCUCUUGUAUAUACCAAGGUCUGAGUGAGCUCUUGGGGAGCCCAUCUCAGCUUCUUUGACAAGCACAGCUGGUGGAAGCCCAUGGCGAAGAAGAUUGUGCGAGCUAGGGAACGCCUGGGCGGCUGAGUUUAUGCUUUUUUUUCCUAAAAAAAAUCAAAAAUAUGUGUGUAUGUAUUUCUGUGCGUGUGUGCGUGCGCGUGCA
Myodes glareolus (Bank vole) is the source of this 2694-nucleotide messenger RNA. It is a transcript of the gene Pou3f4, whose product is annotated as POU class 3 homeobox 4. Gene Ontology annotation, cellular component: nucleus. Gene Ontology annotation, molecular function: RNA polymerase II cis-regulatory region sequence-specific DNA binding; DNA-binding transcription factor activity, RNA polymerase II-specific. The record is from RefSeq and is a predicted model, not a curated record. Gene Ontology annotation, biological process: regulation of transcription by RNA polymerase II; brain development. Lineage: Eukaryota; Metazoa; Chordata; Mammalia; Rodentia; Cricetidae.